This is a messenger RNA of Oncorhynchus keta (chum salmon), 2149 nucleotides long. Its product is annotated as gap junction Cx32.2 protein-like. Gene Ontology annotation, cellular component: connexin complex. Gene Ontology annotation, biological process: cell communication. NCBI's taxonomy places the organism in Eukaryota, Metazoa, Chordata, Actinopteri, Salmoniformes, Salmonidae. The record is from RefSeq and is a predicted model, not a curated record. The transcript is spliced from 2 exons. Bases 152 to 940 code for a protein of 262 amino acids.
GCACAACGUGCCACCUUGCACAACAGGCUAAUUGUGCAACUUCAAGGUAGACGGUUGUAGGCUACUACGCAGAAUUUUAUAAUUUGUCUCUACAGCUGGUGGCUGUUGUGUUCUGGCCAGAAACGGUCUCUUUAAAGAACAAUCCGCAAACAUGGGAGAGUGGGGAUUCCUGUCAUCGCUGCUGGACAAGGUGCAGUCACACUCCACGGUCGUGGGUAAAGUUUGGAUGACCGUCCUGUUUAUCUUUAGGAUCAUGGUCCUGGGUGCCGGGGCAGAGAAGGUGUGGAGCGAUGAGCAGUCUAAUAUGAAAUGCAAUACCAAACAGCCCGGCUGUAAGACCGUGUGCUACGACCACGCCUUCCCCAUCUCCCACAUCCGCUUCUGGGUCCUUCAGAUCAUCUUCGUCUCCACCCCAACUUUGGUGUAUCUGGGACAUGUCAUGCACGUCAUCCACAAGGAGAACAAACUGAGGCAACGGCUAAGUCAGGCAGGCAAGGAGAUGGGGAAAAUGCCUAAGUAUUCUGAUGAGAAGGGUCAUGUCAAAAUCAAAGGUGACUUGUUGGCCAGUUACAUGGUCAAUAUCUUCUUCAGGAUUUUGCUGGAGAUAGCAUUUAUAGUGGGUCAGUAUUACUUGUAUGGGUUUGUGCUGGACCCCAAGAUUGAAUGCAGCAGAGCUCCCUGUCCGUUCACUGUAGAAUGCUUCAUGUCACGACCAACAGAGAAGACCAUCUUCAUCAUCUUCAUGCUGGUGGUGGCGUGCGCAUCUCUGCUGUUGAAUGUGGUGGAGAUAUUCUAUCUGAUCUGCUCCAAGUGUGGUUCUGGCUCAAGAAGACGAGCCAAAGCAGUUCCAGCCAUCGCAAUCCACAGCUGUCUGGAUGGAGGCAGUAUGAUGCAGAAGGAGAAGAUGAGUCUUCAUGCAACUGGUCACAGCACAGCCUGAAGUCACUGAUCACCAAUCAACUAUUGUAAACACUAUUGACAUUUCUGUUGAUAUACAGAGGAAGAAUGCCACUAAAACUGUCAGCCCUACAAUAAUGCAGGGUCUUAAAGGCCCAGUAAAGUAAAAAAUGUGAAUUUCCUGUGUUUUAUAUGUAUUUUCACACUAUGAGGUUUGACUAAUGCAGUGAACUUGUGAGAAUAAUGAUAUGCCCUUUCAGUGUAAGCUGUUUGAAAUGGCUGCCUCAAAUUGGAGUUCGGAUGGAGUUUUGACCUUCCACAGUGACCUCACCAUGCGGUAAUUAGUUAAAUAGACCAAUAAGAAAGAGAGUUCCAAACAUCGCUAACAGCUAAUUUUCAGUUUUUCCCUCCCUACUCAGACCACACCCAGACAGUCCUAGCAAAAUUAUUGCUUGAGAAAUUGCUCUUUGCUCAUAAGUUAUUUUUGUUUCUUUUUGACCAUUUACAUUGAAAACAAUCACAGUAAGGUACCUCAUUGAAAUUAUUGAGAUAAAUAAAUAAUUAGAUAAAAACAAAUGCAUUGGACCGUUAAGAUUAUUUUUAGGCUUGGCUUGAUUCCGUACGUUAAUUUAUUUUAAUUUGACCUUUAUUUAACUAGGCCAGUCAGUUAAGAACAAAUUCUUAUUUUCAAUGACAGCCUAGGAACAGUUGAGGACAAGUAAGGGUUAAUACAAUACACUAGGUGGAGCAGGACUGAUGCAUUGAGCUUUGCAUCAUUGUCUUUUAUUUGUUCAUGAUGUGCACUAGGAGCAGCCUAAUUUUCAGCAGUCUUGCUGUCACUCCUCAGUGAGCUAGUCACCGCAGGGUCUUUCUCUAAUGAGGUGUGAACCUUGAUGUAAUUUGUAUUUAUUUUACCUUUAUUUAACUAGGCAAGUCAGUUAAGAACAAAUUCUUAUUUUCAAUGACAGCCUAGGAACAGUGGGUUAACUGCCUGUUCAGGGGCAGAACGACAGAUUUGUACCGUGUCAGCUCGGGGGCUUGAACUUGCAACCUUUCGGUUACUAGUCCAACGCUCUAAUCACUAGGCUACCCUGCCGAUUCAGCAUACAUUGUUUUGGUUAUUGAACCCACACUGUCCUAAAGUGACACAAAAAAUGGUUUCAGAAAAUAUUUGUAAUUUCAUCAUGUGAAUAUGUUAAUUUGAUUUUGUCCUUUAUUUAUGGUUUUAUAAAAUUAAAAAACUGUGAGCGUU